AUGUUGAGCAUCUGGUGGGAUGCCAAAGGGACUAUUCAUCGAGAAAUUCUUCCAGCUGGCUGCACCAUCACUGCUGACCUCUACGGCCAGCAAUUAGACCGAGUUGCAGCAAAACUUCAUGAAAAGCAGGAUAACGUUUAUUUUUUGCAUGACAACGCCCGACCUCACGUUGCUAAGUCGAUUCGUGAAAAAUUAUUGAAGCUUGGAUGGUUUAAAAUUCCACGUCCACCUUAUUCUCCUGACUUGGCUCCAACAGAUUACCAUUUGUUUCGUUCUCUUUCUAAUUAUUUACGUGAGAAAAAUUUCCACGACGAGAACGACCUCAAAACGGACCUAGCCAACUUCUUUGACCGAAAGUCUCAAGACUUUUACGAAACCAGGAUCCUUUCUCUGCCCGAGCAUUGGCGAAAAGUCAUAGAUAGUAAUGGUGCAUACAUUGUUGAAACGUAG
Adineta ricciae is the source of this 450-nucleotide messenger RNA. The record is from the annotation of a GenBank genome assembly. NCBI's taxonomy places the organism in Eukaryota, Metazoa, Rotifera, Eurotatoria, Adinetida, Adinetidae.